AUGUCCGGCAAACCUAAGAUACCUGAAUGGCAACGCGCAACUACCGAAAGUUCUCCAUCAACACCGUCAUCCAAAGUCGAGGAGAAGGAGGUUGAGGUCAAGCAACUCUCGGAGGCACCGACACCUACCGAGGACGACCUUCCGAGUACUGAGAGUGAACAAACAAGCAAAUCGCCACGUGAAUCACCAGCCGAAGAGGAGAAAGACAAAUCACUCGAUCUGUUAGAACAAGCGCGGCGAUUCCUUGAGGAUCCAGCAAUACGCGAUGCGCCUAGGGAGCAGAAGGUCGCAUUUCUAGGGUCGAAGGGUGUAAGCCCUGAGGAUGUUGAGACUCUGCUGGGUGCAACGCCGACUGAUAAUAACUCCAUGACUGUAGAGGAUGCUGGAGAACGAGCUUGGUCGACAACACCUCCUCAGCCUGUAGAGACGCCGCAAGCUCCACCACAACCCCGCGUAUUGCCUCCAAUAGUCACCUACCCAGAGUUUCUUGCCACUACCGAGAAGCCGCCGCCUCUGAUGACCAAAGCACGAUUAGUGACCACAGCCUAUGUCACAGGUGGCCUCAUGGCAAGCAUCUAUGGGCUGUCAAAAUACAUUAUCGCGCCAAUGACAGAAAGUCUCGCCGAAUCACGGCAUGACUUCGCCCAACACACACAAGAACAACUCAAAAAGCUCAAUGAGCAGUUAGGGAAGGCAGUGUCCGUAGAUCCUGCCAUCAAAGCGAAGAUCAUCAAAGAUGUUGGAGAGGACUCAGAAUCCGAUUCAGAUCCAACCGAACUCUACCAUCGCGACUAUGGCACGCAGACGACACCCACGCUGUCACGCAGGCCAUCUGUAUCCACCACAGACCCUCAACCCCUUGUGACAGCCCACGAGAAUCGUCUAAAGAUCAUCAAAUCGCAUCUCCAAGAGCUCGAGUCCAACCGAAAAAGUAGCAGCACAUCUCAAGACUCCUUACAAACAAAAGUCUCGGAACUCAGCACAUAUUUGAGCGAAAUGAGUUAUCAGAACCAGUACUAUUCCAACCUGAACUUUUAUGGCGCAUCAAGUUAUGGCAUGAAUGGCUCCAAGGACGGGAAAAACGACCAGAUUGAAGCUGUCAAGGCUGAUAUUCGGGCUGUUAAGGGCGUCUUUCUGAGCGCACGGAAUUUUCCGACUGGUGGUAACAAUGCGCCACCAGUGCCUACAGGCAGAAAGCGAUCAGCUGCCGUGCGAUCGGCAAGGGCUUGCAUUCUAAUCAUGACAAGCUGGGCAUCAAAGUUGCCUUCGUUUGGGCAGUCGAAGCAUGACGAGAAGGAUGAGACGUCACUGACCACGAUCCUCACGGCGGAGCAAUGUGCCGACCUUACAUUCUUGAUAGCAACCAUUACUGCUAGCAUGCGGCAAUCUUUACUUGAUAUAUUCACAGCCGAAGAGACGCCAUUGGAUCCAAAGGAGAAGUUGAUCGAUGCCUCGACGAAUCUUGAUCAAGCCGAUGUUGCGAAAGAAAAACUCAAGAAGGAGAGGAGGGUACGGGAAAACGAUGCUCAAGAAGAGUUAGCACAGCCUGAGGUUCAAGAACUGAAGACAGAGAUGUUGAAGCACUUUGAUGGGUGGCGAGGCAAGGUCAUCUCUAGGGUCGGUGAGAUCGUCAACUCGCGCGAGAAAGCUAAAGAGCAAACACGGCACGUGGAGGGUAGAGAAGUCAGACAUAUCGUCAAGAAGGCCGAGACUAAGAUGACUGCCAUCAGUAGCUUGGAUGCAAAAGCUGUUGACGAAGAUACGGUGUUCAAAGAACAGUAUCCUCCUGUGACGAAUGCUCUCAUGCAACUGGACGAGAGCAAAAGAGCGCUUACAUUGCACUCUUUGGUCCUGAUCCUCCUCAGUCUUGAACAUUACUCGGCGCAUUCGCGUAUUCUACUCCUACAUCUUACAAGCUCAUUCAACCUCAGUCUCUCUGUACUCAAGAAGGACGAAGAAUCUGUUGCACAAGGCCUACUAGAAGCAGCAUCCCAACAGCUCAACGCUGAUGCUGAGACGAAGAAAGCAGCCGAGCAAUCCAAAACCUCCCGGAAAUGGAAAGUUGGCCUAGCAGGUGUUGCUGGUGCAGCUUUGAUUGGAGUCACUGGUGGUCUCGCUGCUCCGCUCCUCGCAGUAGGCGUUGGAAGUGUUAUGGGUGGGCUUGGUCUUGGGGCCACAGCUGCAGCGGGAUACCUCGGAACCCUUGCCGGAUCAUCAGUUCUCGUGGGUGGACUCUUUGGUGCAUAUGGUGCCAAGAUGACGGGGCGUGCUAUGGACAAAUACGCCCGUGAAGUGGAGGACUUCGCAUUCCUUCCUAUUCAUCACUCUCAGGACCCGGCGCAAAAAGACAAUGGCUCUCGUCGUCUCCGAGUCGCGAUUGCAGCAUCUGGAUGGUUGCGUGAGCCCGAAGAGGUCAGUAAACCGUGGCGAUAUAUUGGCAAAGGUACAGAAGGCUUUGCUCUACGAUGGGAGCUUGAAGCUCUCCUCAGUCUCGGCCACAGUCUAGAGAGUUUCGUCACCAGUGCGGCAUGGGCUUUCGCAAAGAAAAAGAUUCUGGAACAAACCAUCUUCGCUACUCUAACUGCUGCACUCUGGCCUCUUGGUCUUCUCAAAGUCGCAAGCGUUCUUGACAACCCUUUUAGCGUAGCAAAGUUCCGCGCUGACAGAGCUGGUGAAGUCCUCGCUGAUGCUCUUAUCAACAAGGUACAAGGUGAACGCCCUGUCACACUUGUUGGCUAUUCCCUCGGUGCUCGUUUGAUCUACUCGUGUCUCCAAAAACUCGCUGAGCGCAAGGCCUUCGGACUCGUUGAGAAUGUGGUAUUUCUCGGAGGUCCCUGCCCGUCAGACGCGCCAGAUUGGCGACGCAUUCGCGCCGUAGUCAGCGGUCGUGUGGUCAAUGUCUUCUCAAAACAAGACUAUAUCCUUGCAUUCCUCUACCGUACGUCUUCCGUCCAACUCGGUGUUGCAGGUCUCCAGCCCAUUCUGGGAAUCCACGGCGUGCAAAACGUCGAUGUCAGCGAGCUUGUUGACGGCCAUUUGCAAUACCGCUACUUGACAGGCUCCAUUCUUCGCAAGAUCGGCUUCGAAGACGUGGAUAUAAACGAAGUGGAGCAGGCUGAAGCAGAAAUGGCAAAGCAGAAGGAGAAGGAGGAGAAGGAGAGGCGCAAGAAUGCAGGAAGCCGGAGUGAAGGCGACGAAGAGAAGGAAAAGGAGAAAUUGGAGACGGAGGUUCAGCAGAAGAAAGAACAGAGCUUUAUGCAGAUUAUGCAGAAGAAGACGCAGAAUUUGAAAAUUGGAGGGUUUGUGAGUGGGUUCGGUGGUGGUGGGGCCAAGGCGGAUGCGGGUGUGAAGGAAGGGCAGGAGCAGAAGGUGCAGAAACAAGCUUGA
Messenger RNA from Plenodomus lingam JN3, 3387 nucleotides. The record is from RefSeq and is a predicted model, not a curated record. Lineage: Eukaryota; Fungi; Ascomycota; Dothideomycetes; Pleosporales; Leptosphaeriaceae.